AUCAAUUGAUAUAUAGCUGUCGUGUUAAUCAAAAAAGCAGAAAAAGCAGUGUGCGAAAUGGCGGAGGAUAGUGGUAGCAAGAAAAUCACGAUUACCGUGAAAACUCCAAAAGAUAAGAAAUCCGUUGAAAUUGGAGAAGAUGCAGAAAUUAAAGAGCUUAGAGCAAUGGUCGCGGAGAAGUUUGAAGCCGACCCUGACUUGGUAUGUUUGAUAUUUGCUGGAAAAAUAAUGAAAGAUACAGAUACCUUGAAAGGUCAUAACAUCAAAGAAGGUCUUACGGUGCAUCUAGUUAUCAAGGCGGCUCCAAGAAACGAGCCGGAAGGUCCACGUCGUCCUCCGGCGGAUGUGAAUCAAACGCCAUUUGGGUUAAAUCAAUUAGGAGGUCUCAGUACCCUUGGAGCCCUAGGAGGAAAUCAACCUAACUUUAUGGAUUUGCAGUCACGGAUGCAGCAUGAGCUGUUGGGUAAUCCGGAAUUGAUGAGAACUGUUUUGGACAACCCGUUGGUUCAACAGAUGAUGAACAAUCCUGACACAAUGCGUCAGAUUAUAACAUCCAAUCCACAAAUGCAAGAUUUGAUGCAGCGUAAUCCUGAGAUUUCACAUAUGUUGAACAAUCCGGAACUUUUACGCCAGACAAUGGAAUUGGCUCGUAAUCCUUCAAUGCUGCAAGAACUGAUGAGAUCGCACGAUCGUGCCAUGUCCAAUUUGGAGAGUGUACCCGGAGGAUACAGUGCGCUGCAACGUAUUUAUCGGGAUAUUCAGGAACCGAUGUUGAACGCGACAUCCAGAAAUCCUUAUUCUGGUACCUCGGAUGCUGGCAGUUCAGAGAAUCCACAACAAGGAACGGAGAAUCGCAACCCUUUGCCUAAUCCCUGGGGUGGCAAUCAAAGCGAAAAUAAUCGAACAACAACAGCAACUGAUAAUCCGCCAGCUAACAUCUUGAACACACCAAGUAUGCAGAGUUUGUUACAACAAAUUGGUGAUAAUCCAUCAUUGAUGUCCAAUAUGAUGAAUGCUCCAUACACCAGAAAUAUGUUGGAAGCAUUGUCUGCCGAUCCCAAUCUGGCCUCGAAUCUGAUGAGUCAAAACCCACUCUUGGCCAACAAUCCAGCGUUACAGGACCAGAUGCGCACCAUGAUGCCACAGUUUAUACAACAGCUUCAAAAUCCGGACGUCCAAAACAUGAUGUCGAAUCCACAAGCAAUAAAUGCAAUACUUCAAAUCCAGCAGGGAAUGGAACAGUUGCGUUCGGUAGCCCCUGGUUUGGUAAAUUCGAUGGGCAUUCCACCACCAGCUCCUGGAGCUUCAACAACAACAUCUGCUAGUGCAGCGAGCACCACAACUACAUCAAAUACUACGGCUCAGCAGCCGAAUCCAGCCCUGUUCUCAGAUUUCAUGUCACGCAUGAUCAAUGGAAUGGCAACGGGUGCCAAUCCGAACGUACCCCCGGAGGAACGUUAUCGGUCACAAUUGGAGCAACUCGCAUCAAUGGGUUUCGUCAACAGGGAGGCCAACCUUCAAGCUUUGAUUGCAUCUUUCGGUGAUAUCAAUGGUGCGGUGGAAAGGCUUCUGGCUCUGGGUCAACUUUCGUUGAGUUAACGUGUUUGCAGUUCAUAUGGCGAUAAAAUAAAACAUAUAUUUUUAACAUUGUUCUAUUUCUGACGGUAAAAAGCAACGUAUAGGAAUUUGAAUAUAUAACCAAUUGUAAAAACGGCAGUAGAUGCUGUCUUUGUGAAAAAAAACUGUUUAAUCCAGCGUAUGAGAAUCGCUUUCCUUAAAUUUUUGAAUUUAUCUAAUAGUGUGAACACAGGUGAUACGAAUCAACAGCAGAAGACCGUAGAAAUAAAACCAAGUAGAUGAACACGCUCGCCCGAGAAGUAGUUGCGCAUGUCGCUACAUAUUUAGUUUCCAUCGACGCGUGUUCUCAGCAACAUAGAAGGAUUUGAUGUCUGGUUUGGAUUGAUUGUGGCUCAGUUUACUAUUAACAAGCAUCUAGUUACUGAUGAUUCUUUAAAUUUAUUGAUCGGAAAUGAAUAAUCAUUUCAUCUGCUAUAUGCAAACAGACAACUGAAUAAUGGUGUACACUGAAACAAUAAAACAUAAAUCCUGGA
This is a messenger RNA of Toxorhynchites rutilus septentrionalis, 2111 nucleotides long. RefSeq names its product ubiquilin-1 (gene Ubqn). NCBI's taxonomy places the organism in Eukaryota, Metazoa, Arthropoda, Insecta, Diptera, Culicidae. The record is from RefSeq and is a predicted model, not a curated record. Gene Ontology annotation, molecular function: polyubiquitin modification-dependent protein binding. Bases 58 to 1599 code for a protein of 513 amino acids. Gene Ontology annotation, cellular component: cytosol. The transcript is spliced from 5 exons. Gene Ontology annotation, biological process: ubiquitin-dependent protein catabolic process.